GGGUCUAACCCGGAAUUGAACACAGUGGCCGACAUCUAUCUGGUCUAUGAACAGCCUCAAUGAUUAUUUUCGGGAUAAUUUGUGUCGCUUUGGUCAUAUUUAUAUUAAAAUAUGUCUUCAGCAGCUCCGGGCCCAACCCCUUUGAGACGGAUACUCGUGAACCGUUGAAAAAGAUGGUUCACGACAAGAAAGAGAAAAAUAAAGUUCUGAAGCAAGGUUUUGUGGCCAGUAAAGUACCUGACAACCUGGAUGCCAUCAUCAUUGGCAGUGGGAUCGGUGGGCUUGGGCUUGCGGUGCUCCUGGCCAAAGUUGGAAAGAAAGUCCUGGUCCUGGAGCAGCACAGUCGGGCCGGAGGAUGCUGCCACACGUUCUCUGAGAAGGGCUUUGAGUUUGAUGUUGGAAUCCACUACAUCGGCAACCUGCUGGAGCAUCAGUCGUUCCGCUGUAUGGUAGACCACAUUACUAAUGGACAGCUGCAGUGGGAGCCUCUGGAGAAUCCGUUUGACCAUGUAGUGCUGGGACCUCCGGAAAACCGCCGCCGGUAUCCCAUCUACAGCGGCAGUACCCGCUUCCGUGAGGAGCUGAAGAAGUGCUUCCCUGGAGAGGAGAAGGCCAUUGAUGAGUACGUGAAGCUGGUCAAGAAAGUUGCGCAGGGCAUUUGGUUCCUCGCUUUUCUGAAGCUCUGCCCCGUCCCCUUGGCUAAGUUCCUGGUGUACACCGGCCUGGCCAAACGUCUGUCCUCCUUCUUCAGAAUGGCACCCUGCAGCCUCACAGAAGUGGUCAAUAAACUGACGGAGAACAAAGACCUCAGGGCUGUCUUCGCCUACAUCUUUGGCACCUACGGAAACAUGCCAAAAGAUGCCAGUUUUUCUAUGCACAGCUUGCUGGUCAAUCACUACCUGAAUGGUGCCUGGUACCCGAAAGGUGGAGCCAGUGAAAUUGCCUACCACAUGAUCCCCAUCAUUGAGAAGGCUGGUGGUGCUGUUCUGGUUCGAGCCCCAGUCAAUCGCAUCUUGUUCAAUGGCGCCAAGGAAGCUUACGGUGUGAGCGUCAUGAAAGGUCAAGAGGAAGUACAUAUCCGUGCUCCUAUGGUCAUCUCGGAUGCUGGCAUCUUCAACACCUACCAGAUGCUGCUGCCCAAAGAGCUCCAGGCCAUGCCAGCUAUCCAGAAGCAGCUGAGCAUGAUGAAGCACGGUGAAGGUGGCCUGAGUAUUUUUGUGGGUCUGAAUGGAACAAAGGAGGAGCUGGGCCUGAAGGCAGACAACUACUGGAUCUUUCCCGAGAACAAUUUUGAUGAACUGGUGGAGAACUACAUGAAUGGAAAGAGGGAAGAGUCUGCUAAAAAAAUACCUCUCCUGUUCGUCGCCUCUCCCUCUGCUAAAGAUCCAACUUGGGAGGAAAGGUCACCAGGGAAAUCCACCUUGAGUCUGGUCAGUUUUGCUAAGUACGAGUGGUUUGAGGAGUGGAAAGAUGGCAAAGUGUCAAACAGAGGGUCGGACUACAAAGAGCUGAAGCAGGCAUUCAUUGAUUCUAUUUUGGAGGUGAUCUUGGAUGUCUUCCCUAAGAUAACCGCAGACAAGAUUGAGUACAUUGAUGCCGGAACCCCCAUCACAAACACUUACUAUAUCGGAGCCCCUAAAGGUGAAUUCUAUGGAGCGGAUCAUGGCAUCUCCCGAUUCAGCCCUGAGCUCAACGCUAUGGUGAGACCUCAGACUCCACUGAAGAACCUCUAUCUGACCGGUCAGGAUGUGUUUCUGUGUGGCUUUGCCGGCGCUCUUGCUGGAGCUCUCACCUGCGGCUCGGUCAUCCUCAACCGCAACCUUCAUCUGGAUGCCAUCGCCUUGGCAAAGAAAACAAAAAUUCUUAAUACCAAAUUGAAAGGGGAGUAACUGCCUGACAACAUUCUGUUGAGGUACCAUUAUAUACUGUAAUUAAUCAGUACUUGAAAUUACAUAGAAGGGACAAAAGCCCUGUAUAAGGAGGCUAAAACAACCGGAUAAACUGACAGAUUUCGUCUAACAAAUGAGUUAUUAUUGCUAACAUGAAGUGGAAUAAUUCAUUUCUGUACUUAGAAAAAUGCAUAACUACACUGAUUCGUGUUUCAGUGUUUGAAAAUUGCAGUUUUGAAAACUGUGAGUAAUGUCUGAGCUUUCACUCUGUGCCUGUGGUGUGUUUGGUAUGAAGUUUUUAACAGGUUUUUGACAUUAAAGGGUACAAACAAUGAA
This is a messenger RNA of Micropterus dolomieu (smallmouth bass), 2225 nucleotides long. It is a transcript of the gene retsat.2, whose product is annotated as retinol saturase, tandem duplicate 2. NCBI's taxonomy places the organism in Eukaryota, Metazoa, Chordata, Actinopteri, Centrarchiformes, Centrarchidae. Bases 60 to 1889 code for a protein of 609 amino acids. The record is from RefSeq and is a predicted model, not a curated record. Gene Ontology annotation, molecular function: all-trans-retinol 13,14-reductase activity. The transcript has 11 exons.